This is a messenger RNA of Nilaparvata lugens (brown planthopper), 3635 nucleotides long. Its product is annotated as tubulin glycylase 3A. Gene Ontology annotation, molecular function: protein-glycine ligase activity, initiating. Bases 423 to 3566 code for a protein of 1047 amino acids. Gene Ontology annotation, biological process: cilium movement; protein polyglycylation; cilium assembly. The transcript has 11 exons. NCBI's taxonomy places the organism in Eukaryota, Metazoa, Arthropoda, Insecta, Hemiptera, Delphacidae. Gene Ontology annotation, cellular component: cilium. The record is from RefSeq and is a predicted model, not a curated record.
UGUCCCCUGUUGAACCUACCCCAAGCUGGUGACGUCAGAGCCGAGGUGCGCGCUCACAGCUCACAGUCACAGCAGGGUCCACUCAACUGAUAGCAGCGUGCUCCAGUCUCCACUCUCCAGUCAACAUUCCACCUUCCAUCAGCACCUCUGCAGCUGUCUCGGUCAUGCUUCUGGAAAAAUGGGGGAAGAAGGAUGACAUUGGACUACUGGCCCUAGAUCUACAUUCCAAUUUUCGUCAAUACCGUUCAAGCUCUCCAAAAUCCAUAUGUUACGAAUAACGUUCAUUUGGAUUCCGGAGAUAAUUCGCGCGUUGCUGUUCCUGUUGAGAAGCGGCAGACGAAAAGGAGAGGAAGAGGGGGAGAUCUCCGAUUCCGAGGAGGAAUUCAUCGAUUGUGAAGAGGAGGAGGAGGAGGAAGAGGAGGAUGGAAGAAGAGAAAGCGACACUGGAGAAGGAGGAAGAAGGAGAGGAGGAGGAGGAGAGGAUCAGGGAUGUUUCUCCUCGUGGAGACGGCGAUCCUCCGGGGGAACUACAGGAUCAGGAAGGCGCCGCCUCUCUUCCGUAUUCUGUGGGGGCGGCAGUGGCAGCGGAGGCGGGGACUCCUACCGACGACCCGACGUCGGAGGCGGCAAAGCACCGCAAGAGGCGGCGCAGUGCUGACAGCCGGGCUUCUAGGAACAGCAGCAUAUCUUCCAGCAAACUCAAGAGUCUCAAGCUGAUCGCUGAUAAGGCUGUCGAGCACCACAAGACAUUCAUUAUCUUUGGGAGAUUUCCGUCGAUAAGAGAAGCGUUGAAAUCGAGAGGCUGGGUACAGAACUGUGACCCCCAUAGAAGCUACUCCAUCUACUCACGUCAUCAUCAUCAUCAUCAUCAUCACAGCAGUCAACAACAGAGUCUUGCAGCGAAGGAUGAGGAGGGCGCACUAGUAGCGUGUUCACCGCGGUCGAGUGUGAGUGUGGGUGCGGGCAGCAGUUCGGAUGGUGAGCCAGGGGGGUCGGGGGGGUCUGCAUCAGGGGGAGGCAGCGAGGAGCGUGACUCGCACCUGAUUUCGCGACUGCUGAGGGACGCGCCCGUCAACUUCAUCUGGGUGAUGGGUGACAACGUCGAUUGGAAGGCCCUCUCCAAGUCCACCAUUGUCAGCCGCUUCCCCCGUGUCUAUUUCACCACCAAGGUGGGGCUCUGCAACUAUCUGCAGCAAACGCACUGGUUCUGCGAGGCGGGCAUUUCCAACACACUGUUUCCAAGAUGCUACAACAUUUCCUGUGAGGACGAUUUGGCGGCAUUUGUCAACGACUUCCGGCUGACAGCCUGCAUCAGCCUUCUCAAUCUGCUCACUUCCGGUAUUGACAAUGGAAAGCAGCUUUUCACAGAAGAAGGAAAAGUUCCAUUGAAUGCUGUGGAGUUUGCAGCUCGAAGAUGUUCGGAAUAUGUUGCCAUCCAGGAGCAUGAAGAUAUUGACCAGAGAGACUCAGAACGAAUCUGGGACCAUCAGUGGGAUCAAUUUCUCACCUGGUAUUACCAGCUGGCUCAUGACCAGUCCACAUUUUCACCCGCUACAGAUUCUCAAAAAAAGACUCUGUACUUGUGCUGCAAACUGACGGUGGAAGCAAUUACACCACAUUGGCCGCAGCUGCAUUUGGAUGGUGUGACGAAUCUGUGGAUUGUGAAGCCCGGCGCCAAAUCGAGAGGGAGGGGCAUCCAGGUGAUGAGAAAGCUAGAGGAUAUUGUUACCAGAAUUGGCAAUUUGCAUUCGAAGGAUCCUCGCUAUGUUAUACAGAAAUACAUAGAGAGACCAUUCCUCAUUUACAAUACCAAGUUUGAUAUAAGACAAUGGUUCCUUGUAACAAGUGCAUAUCCUCUUACCAUAUGGAUGUACAAAGAAAGCUAUCUACGGUUCUGUUCUCAAUUGUUCUCACUGAGUAACAUGCAUGAAUCGGUUCAUUUGAGCAAUAACGCCGUCCAAUGCAAGUACAAGAACGCAAAACGGGACCAAGCUCUGCCUGAUGAAAAUAUGUGGGACUGCUACACUUUCAAAACUUACCUCAGAGCAAUAGGCCAAGCUGAUAUGUGGGACAAAAUAAUUUAUCCUGGGAUGAGAGAAAGCAUAACUGGGACUCUAUUAGCUGCUCAAGAACACAUGGAACAGAGGAAAAACUGUUUUGAAUUGUAUGGAGCUGAUUUCAUGCUUACUGAAGAUCUGGUGCCCUGGUUGAUUGAAAUCAACUCUUCUCCUUGCAUGUCACCAACGACCAGUGUCACGGCCAGGAUGUGUGCACAGUGCCUUGAGGAUGUAAUAAAAGUGGUUGUGGACAGACGACAAAACAAAAUGGCUGAUACUGGAAUGUUUGAACUGGUGUAUCGACAACAUGUUGCUCCGCCUCAACCCUACAUGGGCAUGAAUUUGACUGUGCGAGGCUCGAAGAUACAGAGGAGCCCGAAAACAAAGCGAAGAAGGCGGCCUUUGGAGCCGAUACAAGCUGAACCACACCACGAGACCAUCGCACCGCUGGCUCCGUCUCGAGUCAAGAAUUACAUCGAAGAUCUGUCGGUCGAACUGUCCAAGGAACUCGUGAAAACACCCCCCACCACAACAUUCUCAAACGCAAACACACUUUCAGUGAAGCUGCCCAACUCGGUGAAAGAAAUCAGUAUGCCUAAUUGUGACGUGGGUUUGUCCACUGAAGAAUACGAUUCUAGCAGCAGUGAUCAGUCGGACUCUGAGAGUGAGGAUGACGACUCUCAAACUGAAUCUGGAAAGCCUCCGAACUCGUCGACGCUUCUUACUAAUAAGACUGAAGAUUCCGCCAAAAUUAUACCUGAAAAAGAAAAGGACAAGGAGAAUAACAAUAUCAGUCCGACCGAAACAAAUGUGAAAGUGAAUCAGGUGAAGCAAGACACUCAAAAAAUGUAUGCCAUCAUACAGAAGCAACGCAAUCUUUGUAUGAAACUUCAAGAUAAGUCUUCCGAGAGAUCAGCUAAAGGACAUCAACGUUGUGUCAAGUAUGAACAGAGAUGGAAAAAUGUGUGUGAAACAGAGCAAAGUAAGGACUUGAUACAUGAUUGGAAGUUGCGAGUUGACAAGACACGGGCAAGCUGUGAGGAAAUGCUUCUCAAGUUGAAAGCGUUCAGAGAGAAAGAUGUCACAUGCAAGAUCCACCGCGGCAUUGAUUGGCGGGCGACUGAUAACGAAACUGUUCAGGAGCUCGUCCAGAAACUCAGCAAUCCCAAGAGAAAAACGUUCAUGGACAGACUUCCCGUGGUAUGCUCGAGGAAAACGAUGAAGAAGUGGAAUGCCAGUCAGAGCUCAUCAACCUCCUCCAGCUCGAGUCAGCCUCCUCCUCCUCUGCCCGGCUACCACGUGACGUCCAAGAACUCAUCGCUGCCUCUGAUCAGACACAAGAGUCGUGCUUCACUCAGCAAAGACACCGUGUACACGGUCGGCCUCAGACUCAGCUGCCAGAGAAUGACGCCGUCUCCUAGAGAAAAGAUAAUCCUACCAAUGGGCGCCGAACAAUGUCAUGCGAUCAAUUUGUCAUCUCUGUCCAACACAUUGUCUUCAAAAUGUUGAUAGUGAUAUGAAUGUACCUUAUCGAAUAUUAUAUCAUGAAUUACAGCUUAUCUAUAUAUAUAAAAGCGA